Messenger RNA from Brettanomyces nanus, 657 nucleotides. RefSeq lists its product as uncharacterized. The coding region runs from base 1 to 657 and encodes 218 amino acids. Lineage: Eukaryota; Fungi; Ascomycota; Pichiomycetes; Pichiales; Pichiaceae. The record is from RefSeq and is a predicted model, not a curated record. The transcript has a single exon.
AUGCAAUUCAAAAAUUUGAUCAUUCUCUCUGCUGCCGUUUCCGCUGAGACCGUUCAGCUCUCCACCAUGUCAUCCAAGGAAGAUGUCAACGGAAAAGGAAUUAGUAGUCUUCAUGAAGGUGCUGGCAUUAACUAUGCUUUCUUAUCUUCAGGCUCCGACACCCUUGACUACGAUGAAUCCACAAAGUUUUUGAGUGUUUCCUACGACACUUAUAGCGAGUAUUUCACUAUUGACAGCGGUUUCGUCGGCGUUUCUGUUUCCCCAGCCCCUGUUGAAGUCACCUUUGAUAAAGACAACAACCUAUUAGUUGAUGGCUCCUCAGAAGGAUUCUACGGCUGUAAGAAUACUAAUGAUCCUUAUGAUAACUCUGAAUCCUCUUAUGAGUUGAUGUACUACUCUGGCAAUUCUACUGCUCCUGAUGGAUGUCUACCUUUGACUGUUGUUAAGGUUAGUGGAGCUGGAAACAAGACUGACACCGGUACAAAAACUACCACUUCCACCGGUACAGAAACCACUUCUUCCACCGUUUCCUGUACCGAGACUAAAUGUCAGCCUCAAACUACUGCUUAUUUAACUACCUUUACCGGGGGAGCUGAAAAGUUCGGUUCUGCAGGCAUCCUUGCUCUUGGUGCAGGUGCUUUUGCUGCUCUUUUGUAA